AUGGAGGUGCAAAUGGGUUGGGAGGCCUUGAAGGAUUUUUUCAGUGAACUGGAGAAGUUGUUGAGAGUGUUUGAGGCUCCAAAGGUGAAGGGGCCGAAAUUUGACCCAGAAGACUAUUGGUAUAAUGGCAAGAUUUUGGUGGAGAUGGCGGCAGUACAACUGGCACCGAAGUUAAUUCCUUUGGCUCCAGCAUUGAUUGUUGUUCGGAUGGAAUUUUUUUUGGAUGCAAGAGGGGUUAUCAUAAUAUUCAACCUUGCUAUCAAAUUUACAAAUUCAUCUUUUUUUGGAAAACCUAGAUACCUAUUUAAACAGCAGGAACAACAAAUGUUAAAUAGAGACACAUCUCCCACAUCUAAACGCUCCCUUAAAUUUGGAAUACAUAUGCCACCUGUGCAACGCGAAACCUCUAAUAAUAUUAGCCCGAUAAAAGCCUUGAACCCUUUUCAGAAUAAGUGGUCAAUAAAAGGUCGUGUCACAAACAAGAGGAAGAUGCAUCACUAUAGUUCACCAAAAUCCUCUGGGAAAGUAUUUAGCUUUGACAUGAUAGAUGUUGAAGGUACCGAAAUAAGAAUUACUUGCUUUGGAGACAUAGUAGAGAUGCAUUAUCAUAGGGUUGAAGCAGGAGCAUAUUAUUUUCUAUCAAAAGGUACCGUUAGGGAGGCUAAGACAAAAUGGAAUAAACUUAAUAGUCAUCUUGAGAUUACUUUGGACCACAAUUCAAUAUUGAAGCAUUGUGAUGUAACUGUUGAUGGUGAAGUAAAUGCUUCACGGUUCACCCCGAUCAAUGACAUCACGUAUUGUAGCAACAACACUUUGGUUGAUGUUAUUGGUGUUGUGGUUUAUGUUGGAAAACCGUCAAUAAUUUGUAGAAAAGAUGGAACCACAGUAAAAAAGAGGGCUAUCAAAAUAAAUGACAUGUCAAGUUUUAGUAUCGAUGUUAACUUAUGGGGGGCUGCAUGGGAAGGGUUAGGUGAAGACUUGAAGAAUAUGCAUGCAACCCAAACAGUUGUGGUCCUUGCGGUCAGCAAUGCUCGUGUCGGUUAUUUCAAUGGAAAGGUGAUCAACACCAUUGCGGCAACCACUUUGAAUAUAAACCCUUCUAGCCCGGAAGCAGAUUCCCUUGUAUCGAGAGGAAACAUUCCAGUUGACCUUUUAACACUAUCUUGUGUUGCUGGGCAACUUAACUCACCAUACAGUAGAAUGACAAUCGCAUCCGUUUUAGAACGUAUGAAUGUUCUCUCCGAAAUAGUUGAAACUACUAUUAGAGUUGUUGUCAGAUUCAUAAAAAACUUAUUCUUUUUGCUAUCCUGCCUGCCCUUUGCAAUUUAA
Molecule: messenger RNA, 1329 nt
Organism: Cryptomeria japonica (Japanese cedar)
Lineage: Eukaryota; Viridiplantae; Streptophyta; Pinopsida; Cupressales; Cupressaceae
Product: replication protein A 70 kDa DNA-binding subunit A-like
Exons: 4
Coding region: 1-1329 (442 amino acids)
Molecular function (GO): nucleic acid binding
Source: RefSeq, a predicted model, not a curated record